AUGCCCUCACAGAUCUGCGAGCUCCUCAUUCUCAUGACCGAAUCGGUCUCAACUCUCGAGAAAGCCUGUGCCGACAACGGCACAGAGAUUCCCGAUCUCAACGAGCCAUUCUCUCCACCUUCGGAAGCGUUUCGUAUCAGUCCCGUAGCCGCUGAAGCUGCUGCUAUCAUCAGUGCUGCUGCCCUCCAGCUUGCCGCUAUCCUUUCCCCGCCGCAAGUCUCUUUGCACCACCUCGUUGGCGGGGGCAUGCAUGCCGAGGAAAUUGCUGCCAAAAACUGGCAGGACCCUGAAAAACUUGCUCGUUUCCUGCGCUUUCUUGCUACAAAUCACGUCUACCGUGAGAUCACUCCUGAAGUCUUUGCCAAUAAUCGUGUCUCCAGCAUGGUGGAUACCCUGAAGCCUAGCAAAGAAAUAAUUGCAGACCUCGAGCACAAACACAACAAUACCCCGGGAUUGGCUGCUUCGCAUCCCAUCACAUUUAAAGCGGCCGCGUAUGCUUGGGAGACUUUGAAUGGUCCCAUGACGAGGCGGUCGGGUGAUCCGCGCACUUCGCCAUUUGCACAGGCUUUCAACACCAAAGAAACACUUUGGGAGUUUCACGAGCGACCGGAUCAGAGCUACAGACAUCGUCGGUUUGGUAUUGGCAUGCAAAGAGUUCAUGCACUGCGGUCUGUCGAUGCUAUACUGAGCAUAGUCGAUGUUGGCAGCAGUGUCGGUACCUCCAUAUUUCCAAUUGCUGCUAACUUCCCGAAGAUACAAUUGAUCGUACAAGGCCUCCCCGGCGUUGUUGAAGACGCAAAGGAGUUGUGGGGCAAGAAAAUGCUGGACGCUGUGACGUCGGGGCAAGUCAAGCUCGAAGCGCAUGAUUUCUUCCAGCCGCAACCCCAGAAGAACGCGUCUGUUUUCUUAUUGAAACAAAUCACUCACGAUUGGUCGGAUGAAUACUGUGUGAAGUUCCUGACUCGACUUUGGGACGCUGCUACUCCGGAAACCGUUCUCUUGCUUGUGGAUAGCGUCAUGCCAUUUAUGGUGUACAACGCCGAUAUCGAUAUGUUUCUGCUGUUCAACUUCCAAGAGAGGACUAUUCGGCACUUAGAUCGUCUUCUGCGCAGCGCGGGCUGGGAAAUCACCGUUGUGCACCGUCAGGAUGGUGAUACCACGUUCUUGCAAUCUAUCGAAGCUGCACCUAUUGGAAAGUAG
Heterobasidion irregulare TC 32-1 is the source of this 1200-nucleotide messenger RNA. RefSeq lists its product as uncharacterized. The record is from RefSeq and is a predicted model, not a curated record. Gene Ontology annotation, molecular function: O-methyltransferase activity. The transcript has 10 exons. NCBI's taxonomy places the organism in Eukaryota, Fungi, Basidiomycota, Agaricomycetes, Russulales, Bondarzewiaceae. The coding region runs from base 1 to 1200 and encodes 399 amino acids.